CUGGAUACCUACCCAAUCUUGUGCGUAAAAGCUUUUUUGAAGAGACAUUUGGAUGUCCGAAAGUAUGCUGUUGAAUGGUAAAAAAGCUUGAAGUGAUCGCAGACGGAAACCAUCGCAUUUUAAGAGAGCACGAGUUCUUAUCGUUACAAGAUCGUUGAUCUUUGGCUCUCUCUUUUUUUUACGCGUGAAAAACCAGAAGUUUUCUCGAUGACAACGUCGCACGGCCCUGCUUGACCAGACUCGGACGCCGAGGAGACGCCAAAUCCACAGGUCAAAGAGUUAUUUGUCUUUUUCAAUUUUAGCCAUGUGUGCAUUCAGUAGUUGGAGAUAAAGCUGCAAUAAAAACCUCGUGUGGUUGUAAGGCAGAGAGGAAGGGUGUGUGCGCGCUCUCGCUCUGUAGCCUCACCGGACAAGAGCAGGAGGAAAUCUGGGAGAGAGGGGGAAGACAAGCGGCAACUCCAAGGAUGACUUUAGGGACGGAUAUGUCCGACAGCUCUGCAUUGUCCGAGGAUGUGGACAUCGAUGUGGUUGGUGGUGACAUAUCGGUUGGAAAGGACGGAAAGUACAUUCACCAUGACUUCAACUUCGACAAUGACUCGGACGAUAAUUACUCCCAGAACACGGCCGAGAGGGUUGCCUCUCCAGGGCUGAGCAGCUCCGACUGCCCGUCUGAUCAGGUGGGGUCCAAUGCAGAGGCUGGGACUGUGAUUGGGGACAAACCCAGAAAAAGUGCACUUGUGAAACCACCGUACUCUUACAUCGCUCUGAUCACCAUGGCCAUCCUGCAGAGCCCCAAGAAACGUCUCACUCUGAGUGAGAUCUGCGAAUUUAUUAGCAAUAGAUUUCCCUACUACCGGGAAAAAUUCCCUGCGUGGCAAAACUCUAUUCGCCACAACCUUUCCCUAAACGACUGCUUUGUGAAAAUCCCACGGGAGCCCGGCAAUCCCGGCAAGGGUAACUACUGGACUCUCGACCCGGAUUCCGCAGACAUGUUCGAUAACGGGAGCUUCUUGCGCAGGCGGAAGCGCUUCAAGAGGCACCAGAAUAAUGAUAUCCUCAGGGACUCUGGUGGCUUUCUACCAGGAUUUGGAUAUGGCCCGUAUGGAUACAACUAUGGACUUCAGCUGCAGAACUUCCACGCAGCUCACAACCCUUAUCACCCACACCACACAGGUGGUUCCUUCCCGUUCCCUAACGCCCCCUGCACCUUGCCCUCAUCAGCCUCCAUAUUCCCCGCGCCACAUCAUCUGCCCUCCCUUUUAGGGACCGAUUUAAGAAAGCCUUUUUAUCCUCAGCUAAGCCCCUCUCUGCCACCCCUCAAGACGGACUCCAGUGCCCCGAGUCGACCUUCGUUCUCCAUUGAUAAUAUCAUUGGUGCAGCCAACUCCACCGCUUCUUCAUACAGCGCGCAGCCGGGAAGCCAGGCUCAGAUUCUGGCCAUGUUGACCCCAGCACUGGCCUCUGCUUCAAGUCAUUUGAACUUGUCACAAGAGAGCAUAUUACAACCUGGCCCACAGACUUUUUCCAGUAAAACCCCGAAUAUGAACACUUGCCCUUUCUAAGAAAAAAAAAAAAGACUGAAAAAAGAUAAAGAAAAAAAAAAAUGCGAGAAUGCCCUCUGAAUAUUUUUGAUUAAAAAAAAGAGUCAAUUGUGGCGUCGUUCUCUGUGAAGGUAGGGUGAACAUUCUUGGUGAAGUAAGAGGAGAGACAGGUUUAUUUAUAGGUUGUAAAUAUGUGUAUAAUAUUGAGAGGCAAACGCAAGAGAAACUCGGAGAGGGAGCUUUUUAAACAAUGCUGCCCUGCAGUGUGGCAUGUGGCCUUCAAUUGUCAAUGGAGGGAAAAAGGAAAGGGGUCUCUUAUUUUAACAUAAGUUAAAGUCGUCACCAGUGGCUACGGGGAUUAUUUUCGAUUUUUUUUUCCAAGAUAUAAUUGAGAAUUUUAUUAUGAUUUAUAUUGUUUGCUUUUUGUUUGUUUGUUUGUUUUUUUGUGUGUCUCUAGAGAAAGUGGCACUGUUGUUGAGAUAUGCUGACAAGAGACUGCAAACUCAGGUUUUUAAUUAGAAAGCACACGGAGACAAAGGAGUGUUUUAUGUCAUUUAAAAAAAACAAACAAUUUUCCCCCCAUUAUCACUCCCCCUGAAUCUUCUUUACAUGGUAAAUUUGUGACAAUAUCAUUUCAUGUUGUCAGUGGACCCUUAGGCUAUGUGAUUUUGGUAUUCAAGAGCGCAAUACCUCUCUGAACCUUUUAAUUGUUCGUUCCUACCUAUUCGCAAUUUAAUCUGUGAAGCAUACAGUAUGUCAUGUGUUGCCAAUAGAA
Molecule: messenger RNA, 2316 nt
Organism: Archocentrus centrarchus (flier cichlid)
Lineage: Eukaryota; Metazoa; Chordata; Actinopteri; Cichliformes; Cichlidae
Gene: foxd2
Product: forkhead box D2
Exons: 1
Coding region: 465-1562 (365 amino acids)
Biological process (GO): anatomical structure morphogenesis; regulation of transcription by RNA polymerase II; cell differentiation
Molecular function (GO): DNA-binding transcription factor activity, RNA polymerase II-specific; RNA polymerase II cis-regulatory region sequence-specific DNA binding
Source: RefSeq, a predicted model, not a curated record